Messenger RNA from Bacillus rossius redtenbacheri, 5065 nucleotides. Its product is annotated as DC-STAMP domain-containing protein 2-like. The transcript is spliced from 14 exons. Gene Ontology annotation, cellular component: membrane. The record is from RefSeq and is a predicted model, not a curated record. The coding region runs from base 85 to 4458 and encodes 1457 amino acids. NCBI's taxonomy places the organism in Eukaryota, Metazoa, Arthropoda, Insecta, Phasmatodea, Bacillidae.
AAGUUAUCAAAACAUGAGUUUGUGUAGAGUGGCAUGUUAACUUGUCAGAUUCAUGUGAUUGUAAUAAAGUGAUACAUCAAGAAUAUGUCUCAUUUUGUAUUUUCUAUAAGAGCACAUUUACUUAAAAGAAAGUUACAACGUUAUGAACAUGAAAAACAUAAUUCAAUAAGAAUACAUGAAGGAAUUUCACCCAAUUAUACUAUAUUUGACAAAUAUCAUCACUUUUGGGUUAGGUUCUGGAGAAGAAUUUCAGAACUGUUUGCAUGCUGUACCCUGUCACCUGACAACUGUGUUAGGCAGUUUUUUACAAGACUCUGUUCAGAGAACACAUUUGAAAACUACAUUAUUAAAAGUGUUUUUGGAUUCCUUGGUGGCGUUGUGCUGACCUACUUGAUUUUCACGUUCCUUGUGAUCCAGUACCACUACAGCGUGACCGCUGCGACAGCUCUGUGCACCAUCUUCGCACUGCUGCUGACGCUCGGACUCGCCUUCUCGCUGAGAGUCAGGUGCUUCGUGUUCCUGCUGCUGCCGCAGCUGUUCUCGAGCCGAGGUCGGCAGGCCCUCAUGGCGUACACGCUGAUCCUGGCCAUCUCCGGCCCGGGCCGCAACACCAUCAACAACAUGAACAUCCUGUCCGAGUCGAUGACCUGCACUGUGGAGGAACUGAAACACGCCUUGAUGCAGAUCCUAGAUGCCAUCAAGAGGCCGUUCAUCAUGAUAAGGGAUGCUCUGCACAAAGCCAUGGCCUUCAUCAAGAAAAUCGCAGAAAAACUGAAAGAGGCAUUCAUGGCGAUCAAGAGAAUAAUUAUCGGCAUAGGCGCGCUGAUCAAGAACAUGUACCACUGGCUCAAGUCGGUGGUGAACAUCUGCAACACGGAGGUGGGCACGCCGUUCCAGCGCUGCGUCAGGGUGUUCGGCGACGCGGUGGUCGACUGCCAGGCCAAGCUGGGGCCCAUGUUCGACUGGCUGUGCUCGAUCGCGUACGUGGCCGACGCGCUCUGCAUCACCGUGUACUUCCUCGACCUGCUGUGCCUGGUGCUCGACUUCAUCCGGACCAACGUCGGCGUCAUCGGGGACAAACUCAAAGAGUUUGCUAACCAGGUGAAGACCAUGUUUUACGUUAAGAUAAACAUCAGCCGAGACUUCGAAAUGGAGACGACGCAGAGUAAGACGUACAAGCAGAUCGCAGCAGAGAUAGCAGCUGACAUCCAAGAACGAGUGACUGUGUUCAUGAUCAUCUUCAGCUUCAUCGGCAUGCUGUUCAGCACCAUGUUCAUCAACAUACUCUUCAGGAUAUGGUGCUACAAGCGCAAGUUUCUCACGGCUGAGCAUUUCGACAACGUCUACAUCACUCAGGAUUUCAUCGAGCUGGACGUGAGGCGUGCAGCCAAGGACAUGGAGACGGUUCUCCCGCUCACCCGUGUGGAGCGUACCCAGUACAUCGUGAUGAGAUCAUUUCGUUUGAUACGGACUGAGAAACAGAAACUCGCCAGGCAGUUUUUAAUCCUCAGUGUGGGGUCCUUCAAAAUCCUCACAUACCUCUUCAUCGACUAUGGCUUGUUCUGGCUCAUGAUGAUUAUUAAAAAGCAUGGCAGAUUCAAGUCAACAGUGAACGCCCCAAAUAUGGUCGGUGUUCACAUAGAGGGCGACGGUGUCUUGGCCAAUUUGAUGCGCAGUAUUGUGAACGCCCUCAGACCUUUCGGCAUCAAGCUGGAGAUUGACACCAUUCACUGCCUCCCGGACCCUCUGCAACCAGACAUGUUCACCUAUGCAGAGAUCGGGAUCCUGCUGGGCCUGUGCUGGCUGCUGGCGCUGCUGGAGCCUUACGGCCUGCGGCUGCGCGCCCACAUCAUGGGCCGCUACCACCCGGACCGCGCCAAGCAGCGCGCCGUCUGGCUCUACAACCACAUCCUCAAGUCCCGCGUCGGCCUCCUCAAGUUCCUCCGGCGGCAGCUGCGUCGCCGCGUCACCAAGGGAGGCGGAGGCAUCGAGAAGGUCACGCUGCUCGAGCAGUUGGAGGCGUGGUGCCCCGUGCUGCGCACGCUGCUGGGCGUGAAGAAGGACCCCGCGUGCCUGCUGUGCGCCCACGUGAUACGGGAAGGCCGCGGCGAGAGGGCGGUGCGCUGCUACAAGCCCGGCUGCCCGGGCACGUACUGCGAGCCCUGCUUCGCGGAGCUCGGCGGGAUGUGCACCUUGUGCAUGGAGCCGGUGGAGUACGGCGACCUGUCCGACGUCAGCCUCGAGGAGGAGUCUGACGACGACGAAGAUGAGCAGCCAUUUAGUCGGUGGAGACAAGCCGUCACCGAGGAAACAAUGGAGCUGCUCCCACCAGAAGGAAACGGGCACAGCUCUCAUGCCGAUCUUCCACUGGACUACCAAGAGGACAUGGCCAGCGAUCCUAAUGUGGGCAAGUCGCCUCUGGUUCCAGUUGAGUCACACGUUAACUGUCCAAGGCCGGUGCUGUCCUCCACACAAUUGUUCAGCGAACCGCGGCCGGCAGACUACAGUUUGAGGCGGAGUGAAAUCUUGGAACGACUAGAUGAUACAGAGGCCAGAAAUAUGAGACAGCCAGAUGCGAUAGACACAGAAGAACUCAAACCUAAGAGCACUAAAUGGUAUCCCAUUUCACUAAUAGAUUGCCUGUGCUGGCCAUGCAAGUGGUUCAGAAACAGAAAGAAAAAAGAAGCAGAGUGUGAGCCAUUGCUACAGUAUUUCCAUCCAUCGACGGGCGAAGAUUUCGUAGAGCUGCAGCCCCACAGCUCAAGCAUGUACAGCUUUACAGACCGUGACAGAACACUACCGCCCAUGUUGGCUGUAAGUCGAGCUUCGGUCGCGUCACAUUGCUCGCGACCAAGUGAAUGCAGCAGCGUGGAAGAAAUAUAUUCUCAGUUAGUGUAUCAACUGGAAGAGGAACAUGGCACACUCUCAUCAACAACGUGUACUUGUGAUCUGUCGCAGGAGAGCAUUUUACCAUCUCACCCGACACCAAUCCACCGAGCAUCAAGUGACUUAGCACUCUUGGCAACUCCAUGUACUUGUGGUCUUCAGCAGGAGAGUGUUUUACCAACUCACCCAGCACCAAGUCACCUAGCACCAAGUGCUAGGUCAACCAUAUGUACUUGUGACCUAUCGCAGGAGAGUGUUUUACUAACUCACCCGACACCAAUCCACCCAGCAUCGAGUGACUUAGCACUCUUGGCAAGUCCAUGUACUUGUGGUCUUCAGCAGGAGAGUGUUUUACCAACUCACCCAGCACCAAGUCACCUAGCACCAAGUGCUAGGUCAACCAUAUGUACUUGUGACCUAUCGCAGGAGAGUGUUUUACUAACUCACCCGACACCAAUCCACCCAGCAUCGAGUGACCCAGCACUCUUGUCAGCUGCAUGUACUUGUGAUCCAAGGCCGGACAGCAUUUUGCCAUCUCGCCCUGCACCAAGUCACCCUGCACCUGUGCAACACGUUGGACCAUUGGCGGAGUCGCAUGUCGAAGAAGUCCACGUUCCAUUGCUAACAGGAAGAGUUUUGCCUCACCAACAAGCAAUCCUAAAACACUUAACAACCAUGUCAGAUAUGGGAAAUUUGUUGCUUCAACAAACCAUUGACUUGAGAGACGAAGACGAUCUAUCUACUGAUUAUGAUUACGCAGAAUUGCUUGCAUUUAAGGAACAAACUAUACAAUGUGAGCUAGCAAGAUACGCACAAACAGCUAUUUAUACAGAUGUAGAUACUUUAGAAAAGGCUUGCAAGGAGACACAUACUAUCAUUACAGUAGGCUUAUUUAAAAAAUUGAUUUCGCUGUUCCGGCGAUUGGUAGAUGCAGAAAGUCAUAGCAUAGAAGAACAAAGGAUGCUAAUUGCAUUUCCCGAGUCUUUUAAUGACCUCAAAGAACAUUUCCACCAAAUGAUGUUGGAUGCGGAUGUUGCAACCAACAUUCCAUCUCCUUCACUUUUGAGGGACUUCAUCCUUCAGUUCAAGGAAAUGGUGAAAGAAUUUGACGUCGGUACCCGCUCUCCAACGCCAGGCUCUUUGAGAGAAUUGAUCAUGCGUUUGCAGAAGAUGUUGGCAGGUUAUGAUCCAAGUCAUGAAUUAAUACCGAGCAUUUCAAUUCACCAGCUUAUGUCACGAUUCAACCGCACCAUAGGUCAGGAAGACGCAAUUUCUUUGAAUGAACAAGCCAGGCGGUUCGAAGAUCAGCUGAAAAUUGCGGUGGCUUUCUUCGAUACAAAUAAUUCGGAAUAUGGCGUACAGAGAGAAAUCCGUAUCAAAGAUUGGAUUUUACGAUUUGAACGUCCCGAGGACGAUGCGGAUCCCGGCCCUUCACGAACCAGUAGAACCAGAGCCCAGACUUCUCUACAAGUUCCUCGGCGCCAAAUGUUUUUCCGCUACGGGAAAUGUUUACUGCCAUUAGUUGCAGAAAAUCAAGACGAAAGUGAGGAAGACGAAGAUAAAACUGAAUAGGAACAACCCAAGUAUAUAAUUCUGUUUGUCGCACAAAUAAAACUUAAAGAACCAUAUUUUAUCAGAAUGAGACACGUGACUACCGAGGAAAGUAAGUGGUCAUUGAUCAUUCUCAUAAAAGGACUACAAAGCUCUGUUGGUGAAUGCUUGAAUGAUAAUGAAGCACAGAAGGUAGAAUCAGUGAAUAUAAUGCAAAAUAAGACUUUUUAGAUACAUAACAUUUUAAUUUCACUAAUAAUUUUAAACUAUGAGCAAACCAUAUUAUUUCUAAUAAAUUAUUUAAUACAUAGUUUUAGUUGUUUAAGUUUACAUAGAGAUUAUUAUAUUUUUUAAAUCACUAUAGUCUAGCUCAAUUAACAUAUUAAGAAUGGUUACUCUGAAGAACAAUAAUUAAUGUUGAGAAAUGAAACUGAUGAGGGAUCAAUUAUUAAUGAAACUUUAUUUCAUUACUGUUUUGUGAAAUUGUUACACUUUACUGAUAAAUAGAACUGUGUCUUGUUAAGUAGUAUCAUUGUGUUUAAAACACAUCUAAUUUACCAUCACUAGAAAGAUAAAAAUGUAUUUGUGCCCAACCUUUAAUAAACACCUCUAAAACAAACUUUUUAAA